AUGGAUGCCUUCUGGGCAGCUCCCCCGGUCAUUAGGACCCUUACUGCCUUGACUGUGGUUCAAUCCGCUUUGAUGUAUAGCGGCUUAGUGAGCUUCUAUUGGGCGCUAUUCGUGCCGAGCCUGAUAUUCUCAUGGCGUCCGCAGAUCUUUCGGCUGGUCACCCCAUUUCUACUAACCGGACCCAGAUUAAGUUUCAUAUUUGAUCUAAUUCUCAUGUACCGCUAUGGCAGCGCUGCGGAGAGGAGCAUGGCCCCCGGAGAGUUCUUCAUUUAUCUCCUAUUUGUAGCUUUCAGCAUCAUGGCGAGGGAAAGCACCCCUGCAUCUGUGCAACACCAUCAUAAUUCGCAAAAUUCAGGUGUUGUGCAGCUCACUGCAGGUGGUUAUCUGGGACAGCCUAUCCUCCUGUCACCCUUGAUCAUGGCUUUUGUCUACACCUUCUCCCAGACGAACCGAGGAACAAAGACGAGGUUCUGGGUCAUCGACAUCCCGGUGGUACUCCUGCCGUAUGCAAUGAUUGUCGUCGGCAUGGUGAUGAACGGAUGGGAGCACGUGCUGUCAGAUCUCACAGGAAUUGUCGCUGCCCAUACUUAUGAUUUCCUCACACGCAUCUACCCGACUUUCGGGGGUGGAAGAAACUUCAUCCCUGUGCCCCGCUUCGUGGAGAGAUACUUCACCGACCACGACCCCAACAGCGGAUACCGACCGUAUGGAACGGCGAGCCGCGCACCAAGGCCGGCUGAGCCCUCGUCGGCAUCAGGAUCAUCCUGGAGCAGCUGGACCUCUUCGAGUUCUUGGAACGGCAGAGGCGCUGGCCGAAGACUAGGUUAG
This is a messenger RNA of Penicillium roqueforti, 828 nucleotides long. RefSeq lists its product as uncharacterized. The transcript is spliced from 6 exons. Gene Ontology annotation, biological process: endoplasmic reticulum unfolded protein response. NCBI's taxonomy places the organism in Eukaryota, Fungi, Ascomycota, Eurotiomycetes, Eurotiales, Aspergillaceae. Bases 1 to 828 code for a protein of 275 amino acids. Gene Ontology annotation, molecular function: misfolded protein binding; ubiquitin-specific protease binding. Gene Ontology annotation, cellular component: endoplasmic reticulum membrane; Hrd1p ubiquitin ligase ERAD-L complex. The record is from RefSeq and is a predicted model, not a curated record.